GACCUAACUCUCUUCAAUUCCAUGAAGGCUGUGGAAGGUGAGGAAGCUGCAGAAGGAGAGUCUGAAGCUAGCAGAGACUGGGGCAUGAGGUUUCAGGAAGGAAGCCGUCUUCAUAACAUCAAAAUGCAAGAGGCAGCAGCAGGUGCCGAUGUAGAAGUGGCAGAAGGUUACCCAGAAGAUCUAGCUGAGGUCAUGAACGUGGCUGCCCUAAGUGGUGCAUUUUCAAAGGACAUGAAACAGCCUUAUGUUGGAAGAAGAUGCCAGUUAGGACUUUCAGAGCUAAACAGAAGUCAGUGCCUGGAUUCAAGUUUCCAAGGACAAGCUGACCUUCUUAUCGAAGCCAGUGCUCUUUUACCAUUCUGAAGAUUCUGGGACCCUUUAGAGUGAUGCUGAAUUGACUCUGCCUAUGUUCUGUGAAUGGAACAGUACAGCCUGGAUGACUGCACAUGUCUUUUUAUAACAUGGCUUACUGAAUAUUUUAAGCCCACUGUUGAGAUCUUAGGAAAGAGAAGAUGCUUCUUUCAAAAUAUUACUGCUCAUUGACAGGGCACCUGGUCACCCAGGAGCUCCUCUGAUGGAGGUGGACAACGAGGUGAGUGUUAUUUUCAUGCCUGCAAACACAGCAUCCAUUCUGCAGGAGUCAUUUCAACUUUAAGUCUUAUUAUUUCAGAAAUACAUUUCGUAAAGCUUGAGCUGCCAUAAAUAGUGACUUCUGUGAUGAGACCGGGC
This is a messenger RNA of Lontra canadensis (Northern American river otter), 729 nucleotides long. RefSeq names its product tigger transposable element-derived protein 1-like. The transcript is spliced from 2 exons. Lineage: Eukaryota; Metazoa; Chordata; Mammalia; Carnivora; Mustelidae. The coding region runs from base 22 to 363 and encodes 113 amino acids. The record is from RefSeq and is a predicted model, not a curated record.